AUGCAGGAAAAAUUCAAUUUUAAUUUUUGUACAUUCAAUGCAUUUAUUAAAGAAGGUUCAACUUUACAAGAAAUUCUUCAAAUAGAAGUUGAACAAACAAAAAAUUUAGUAUUAAAAGAUUUAUUUCCAUAUUCAUUUGCUAUACAUCAUGCUAGUAUGAAUCCAGCGGAUCGUACAUUAAUUGAAGACCUUUUUCCUGAAAGACAUAAUCAAGUACUUGCAUCGACAUCAACAGUUACACUUGCUUGUAAUGUUAAUUUAUCUGCACAUGUGUUUGUUAUUAAAGAUACACAAAUUUAG
This is a messenger RNA of Rotaria socialis, 300 nucleotides long. The record is from the annotation of a GenBank genome assembly. Lineage: Eukaryota; Metazoa; Rotifera; Eurotatoria; Philodinida; Philodinidae.